AUGGAAGAGGUGGCGUGCGACAACUGCAGUCUGUAUGUAGACGAAAAUGCUAGUCUCUACGACAACCAAACUCACAAUGUCACCAUUAACAAAUUCUACUUCUAUCAGACAGCACAGCUUGCAGUUCUUUGGGUGUUGCUGGUGGCGAUCGUCGCUGGGAACGCCACAGUCAUUCUCGCUCUACUUCUCACCAAAUCUAGGAAAAGCCGGAUGAACUUUUUCAUCAUGAACUUAGCUAUAGCAGAUCUAUGGGUUGGUCUCAUCAGUGUUUUACCCGAUUUGAUUCAGCGGGUGACGAUAUCGUGGUUCGGUGGUUCCAUCGCGUGUAAAUUAAUAAAAUAUUUACAGGGUGUAGUAACUUAUUCUUCGACGUACGUGUUGGUCGCACUUAGUGUUGACAGAUGUGAUGCGAUAACGCAUCCAAUGAACUUCACGGGCAGUUGGCGCCGAGCUAGAGGAUUAAUAUGCGGCGCGUGGCUCGUUAGCUUUCUAUUUUGCAUACCCAUGCUUAUAUUGUUCGACGAAGCUGACAUACAAGGAACACUCCAAUGCUGGUCCAGCAUUAACGUGACGCAGUGGAGAAUUUGGAUGACCAGCGUCUUCUUGUCGUUGUUCGUUGCGCCUGCGCUGAUAAUCUCCGCGUGUUACGGCGUCAUCGUCAUCACGAUACGACAGAAGAGUCGUCGUGUUUUGGGCAAGCGGGCUGCUGCAAGACAAUAUAGUGACGAUCUUGACAGUAGAAGAGCAAGCAGUCGCGGCAUUAUACCUAAAGCCAAAAUCAAAACUGUCAAGAUGACGUUCGUUAUUGUAUUUGUCUUCGUCCUCUGCUGGUCCCCAUAUAUGAUCUUCGAUCUCCUACAAGUGUAUGGUUAUGUACCAGAUACUCAGGCCAACAUUGCCAUCGCUUCUCUUAUUCAGAGCUUGGCACCGCUCAACUCGGCUGCAAAUCCUGUCAUAUACUUCAUAUUCUCUAAUAGGAUAUUUCUAAGUCUAAGGAACAUUCCACCAUACAAAUGGUUUUGGUGCUGGAUGCGUCGUGACAGCCCAACCGGAAACGAGUCGCGGGCGCAUACAGAACUCUUGACUUCGUCUCAUCGGCGCACGAGACACGAACUCACUAUACGGGUUAAAGAUGACAGCAUAAAAUACCCCAACCAGCGUCUCCAUCAAUGCAAUAGUUCUCGCAAGGUUCGACUCCACUUGCCUGAUCAAAUUCAGAUGAACAACAAUUUUCACCAACCGAGGACCAGGGACGACACUUUUCUAUAA
Molecule: messenger RNA, 1269 nt
Organism: Leptosia nina
Lineage: Eukaryota; Metazoa; Arthropoda; Insecta; Lepidoptera; Pieridae
Source: the annotation of a GenBank genome assembly